AUGAGAUUCUUACACUUUUUCUUCGUGGUGAUCGCUGUUCUGAUUGCAAGUGCUGGUCGUGCUUCUGGAUCGAAGCUGACGCCUGCUAUAAGCUUCAAAUACUCCCCCACCAAGAGGUUGCUGAGAGCCGACAUUACCAAUGGGGAAGAAAGGGUUGUUAACAUUCCGGGUUUUGACAAAAUCUCAAAAGCACUAACGUCGAGUAAGACUAAGGAACUUCAGAAUCGGCUCAAGGCCGACGAGUCUCUCGGGAAUGCCUUCAAGACAUUAGGUCUCAGCACAAUGCCUAUCGGUAAAAACAAUUUUAUCGAAAGGAAAAUGGUGGCUAAGCUCCUUUCGAGCAGAAGCUUCCAAGUCUGGUCCCAGCAUGCCGCGAAGAUUAAUAAACAGGACCCUGCAGGCGAGAUGCUCACAGCACUCACGAGCGUAUUCGGCGAGAAGACGGUGGCGAUUAUGAUCGACUUGGGGAAGCAUUCGUGGGGUUCGAGCACUGUCGCCAAGCAAUUGGAGAGGGCCCAGUUCGACAAGUGGUAUGCCAAAAACUUAUAUUUAACAGCGGAUGAUGCUCUGAAGAAUGUGCUGAAAGUGAAAAGGAGUGAAAUCCAUGCCAACCCCCGGGAGAAAUUUGUUUGGGAAGCUUACUCGAAGUAUAUCCUGAACAGAGUGAUGAAGUAUUAA
Messenger RNA from Phytophthora nicotianae INRA-310, 678 nucleotides. RefSeq lists its product as hypothetical. Lineage: Eukaryota; Oomycota; Peronosporomycetes; Peronosporales; Peronosporaceae. The record is from RefSeq and is a predicted model, not a curated record. The transcript has a single exon. Bases 1 to 678 code for a protein of 225 amino acids.